AUGAGACUCACGUGGAGUGCGCUGGCUGGUUUUGUGGCUGUUUUCGGAGUGGUCAGCUUUGUGUGCCUGGUCCUGGCCAUUGGAACUGAUUUUUGGUACAUAAUUGACACCUCAAAGACAGAGCACAACUCCUCUGUGAGCCUGAGUUCCCAUUCUGGAUUAUGGAGGACUUGCAACUUUCAUAACCAGUGCUGGCCGUUUAUGAAUCCCUUUGGAGAUGGGAAAAACCUCACAGACUCGCAGAGACAAAUACUAAACAUGCACGGGGCUUUCAUCGUUCUGCUGCCGCUCAGUGUGAUUGUCCUCUUCAUCAGUGGCAUGCUAGGUUUUAUCAGCAUGCUCGCCAGGGCGUACUUACUUCUGCUGAUGACGGGCGUUUUGCUUCUCUUUGGCGCUUUGAUCUCCCUGGCUGGAAUAUGUGUUUACAUGGCUUAUUCUGCUGCUGCCUUCCGAGAGGCCGUGUGUAUCACUGGGCACAAGACACUGGAGGACAUUAACAUUUCCUUCGGCUGGUCCCUGGUGCUGGCCUCACUCUCGUUCAUCAUGGAACUGUGUACGGCCGUCACGUUCCUGCUUGCCGCCAGCAGACUGGGUCAGCUGAGGGGGCGGGAACAGGAUAUCUGA
Chanos chanos (milkfish) is the source of this 624-nucleotide messenger RNA. RefSeq names its product transmembrane protein 114 (gene tmem114). The coding region runs from base 1 to 624 and encodes 207 amino acids. The transcript has 4 exons. Gene Ontology annotation, cellular component: apical plasma membrane. NCBI's taxonomy places the organism in Eukaryota, Metazoa, Chordata, Actinopteri, Gonorynchiformes, Chanidae. The record is from RefSeq and is a predicted model, not a curated record.